Molecule: messenger RNA, 1389 nt
Organism: [Torrubiella] hemipterigena
Lineage: Eukaryota; Fungi; Ascomycota; Sordariomycetes; Hypocreales; Clavicipitaceae
Source: the annotation of a GenBank genome assembly
AUGCAGAUUAGCGUGCCUUGGCCUACCGCUGUGGGUGUUUGUAUGCUACGACAUCCGAUGAAAUCAACACAAGCAAGCGCUCUGAAACACCAAACCAAACAAUGCCGACAAUCACCAAACAGAUUAUUGCCGCCAAAAGAACCUCAAAUGACGCCAAAUGCCGAUCUAUCCAUUCGUGCUCCGUCCCCCGCGCCCCGGCGCCCAUGCCAGAAUAGGAAGGCGAAUGUUUACCAUGGUGUUGAAAUACUCGGCACAUGCCAGUCUCAGCCGUGGUCCGUAUUCAAAACAACAAAAAAGAAACACGCUCCGACAGUCGAGAUGCCCUUCAAGACUGUUCUCGUUGCCCUCGCGGCCCUCAAUGCCGUCGAGGCCUUCUCUGGCUCUCACCCGCUCCAGAUGAAGACGGUGGACGCGCACACUGCUCGCGCCAUGAUGGCCGCCAAGGGCCACGCCGUCACCACCGACGCUGCGCUCUUUGACGAGCAGGGCUUCUGGUUCGGCCACUUUAGCGUUGGCGCCAGCCCCGACCUCUCCAUCUUGAUCGACUCUGGCUCCUCUGACGCUAUCAUCAACCCCGGUGUCUACAAGCCUUCCAAGCAGGCUGUUGACACCAAGAAGACGUUCCGCAUUGCCUAUGCCACCACCAACCCGGAUGGCUCUGGCCAGCUUUCGGCCCGCGGCGAAAUCUACACCGACACCAUCGGCCAGGUUGGCACCAACCUGACGGUGCCCAAGCAGUAUCUCGGCUCCAUCACCAGCCCUACGUCUCCUCCCACGUUCCCCCAUGACGGUCUUAUUGGCUUCGCCCACAAGAAUCAGGACUCUGUCGGCCACCCAUCCUUCUUCACCAACCUCUGCAACCAGGGUGCCCUGGCUGCUUGCCGAUUCGGUCUUGCCCUCAAGACGGACAAGACUGGUACCUUUCACUACGGAACCGUUGCUACCAACGAGAUCAAGGGCAGCCUCGUAAACGUCCCUAUUACCGACGAGUGGGCUGUUACUGGCGACAUCACCGUCAACGGCGAGGUGCAAGAGUCUAGCGUCUCGAUUGUCACCGACUCGGGCACCACCGUCAUCUUUGGCCCCAGCAGCCAGGUCCGCGAUGUCUUUGAUGCUGCUGGUGUCAAGUACACUCAAGACAGCAACGGCAUCACCGGCUACUACGCUUGCGACACGCCUCCUCAAAUUGGUCUGUCUUUCAACGGCAACAACUUCAAUGUCGCUCCCGAGGCUCUCGCCUUUAAGAAGAACGGCAACAACUGCACAGCCAGCAUCCAUGGCACCACCAACUUUGGCGACAUCUGGCUGGUUGGUCAGGCCUUUUUCCAGGGCAAGUACAUUGACCACAACUACGACAGUAACACCAUGGGCUUUGCCUACCUCAACUAA